ACACACACAGGUGAAGGAAAGUGGUUCAGAAAUAUUGAUUAUUAUCGUUUAGACGGUUCUACCACUGCUCAGUCAAGAAAAAAAUGGGCUGAAGAAUUUAACGAUGAAACUAAUGUCAGAGGCCGUUUGUUUAUCAUCUCAACUAAAGCGGGAUCCCUUGGAAUCAAUCUGGUAGCUGCUAAUCGAGUAAUUAUUUUUGAUGCCUCGUGGAAUCCUUCAUAUGAUAUCCAGAGUAUCUUCAGAGUUUAUCGUUUUGGACAAAACAAACCAGUGUUUGUGUACCGGUUCUUGGCUCAGGGAACGAUGGAAGACAAGAUCUACGACCGUCAAGUAACGAAGCAGUCACUGUCUUUCCGAGUUGUGGAUCAGCAGCAGGUUGAGCGCCACUUUACCAUGAAUGAACUGACGGAACUCUAUACUUUUGAGCCAGAUUUGUUGGAUGAUCCGAAUUCAGAGAAGAAGAAGAAAAGGGACACACCCAUGUUGCCUAAAGACACAAUUUUGGCUGAAUUGCUUCAAAUCCAGAAGGAGCACAUAGUGGGCUAUCACGAGCACGAUUCCCUUCUGGACCACAAAGAAGAAGAAGAAUUGACUGAAGAGGAGCGGAAGGCAGCUUGGGCUGAAUAUGAAGCAGAAAAGAAGGGCCUGACCAUGCGUUUCAACAUGCCAGUUGGAGCAAAUAUGUUCCAAACCAACUCUCAUACCCCAUAUAUUCCUUUCAAUCUGACUGCCUUGUCUGCAAUGAGCAACCAGCAACUGGAAGAUCUCAUUAAUCAAGGCAGAGAGAAAGUUGUGGAAGCCACAAACAACGUCACUGGAGCAAGAAUCCAGCCUCUCGAAGACAUAAUUGCCUCAAUAUGGAAGGAGAACCUCACCCUCACGGAGUCCCAGGUGCAGGCCUUAGCCCUCAGCCGACAGGCAAGCCAGGAGUUUGAUGUGAAGCGCCGGGAAGCCAUCUACAACGACGUUCUGACCAAGCAACAGAUGUUGAUCAGUUGUGUUCAGCGGAUCCUGAUGAACAGGAGGCUUCAGCAACAGUACAAUCAGCAGCAGCAGUUGACUUACCAGCAGGCAGCCAUGAGCCACCUGAUGAUGCCGAAGCCGCCGGGCUUGAUGAUGAACCCUUCCAACUUCCAGCAGAUAGACAUGAGAGGAAUGUACCAGUCCCUGGCUAACACCAUGCACCCACCACCCCUGCAGCGUGCGCCUUCCCCCAUGAGCGGCAAAGCUCCAGGACCGUCCCAGGGGAAAUCCAUGUGAUUUUGCACUAAGCGUUCAAAGGAUUGUUAAAAUCAGAGAAAGAGAGAGAAGGGUUUUUUUAUUUUUGUAGGAAUCAAUGGCUUAACAGAACUCAACUGUAUAAAUAGUUCGGGGUGAUUUCCCUCCCUCCCUUUAGUCGCCCUGUUGCGUUUUCUAGCGUUUCCAUUUUGUUUUGAUAAAUCUGGAAGUUUCCCCCAAUUACUCGCCAGCGCUGUUGCCUAAAAUCUUCUUACCUGUGUUGAGUACAGGAGAUAUCCAGUUGUUUUCAAUGAAAACAGGUCCUUCCAGAACACUGGGGGGGCUGCGCAGAUUUCCUGUCUAAACUCCUCCGCUUGCUGCUGGCAUCCAUUAAAGCAGCCGUCCAACAGGAGAAGCUUGGGGAAGUUAACACAGAUCUGUAUAUUUUGGUCGUCACACACAAACGUACGCAGCUGAGUUCUUGAUUAAAGUUGAUUCCUCAAAUGAUGGAUUUUUGUAUAUUCCCCACUUUUUGAAGGAACAGGUAAGACAGAAUGGACACUGGGGUUUAUUCUACUCUAUCGUCUGCAUCGGAAGAACCACACAGGGCUGCAAAUGCUCUUGAGGGAGAAUUGAGUGCAAUAUGCUUAAAUACUGCUCUGGAACUUUUUUGAGUCCUUCAGUUUUCUGGAGACUGUGUCUGCAGCCUUAAAUACUGGCUCGAGGGGGUUCAGUUAUCUUCUCCAGCCUCCCGCCACUUCUUAUUUCAUCUUUUGUGACGGCAUACUCUCCAGUAACCGUACAUUUGCAGGCUUGGCUCCUUCCUGGUUUCUUUCGUCCUGCCCUGAUUCUGAUGCAAAGCACAUUCGUGUUAACUCCUUUAUACUGGUGCUAGCGUCUCAUUAUGUUGCCGGCGGUAGGGUGGCGGGCGAAGAGAGAGGGAUUUCUGGUACUUUGGGGGACAAAGAUGGUGGCUGUGGAUGGGACCAGUUCCACCGUCAGAAAGGCUUUCUCAGCUCCCAAAGGAAGGCGCUCGCAAUUGCUGCCAGAAUUGUGAAAUAAUUUCUUUUAUAAAUAACUAUCUCUGAUUACCCAGUGAAUUCUUUCCCCCUCCUAUUUUUCAUUCUUUCCAGAAUAAGAAGUUAAGGAAACUUGAUUUCUCUUUCCUUUUGCUUCGUCUGUAGAGAAGGAAGAAAUGUCUGAUUAGCGAUCCUCCAUUGACAGCUACUGUACAACAUUCGAAUGGGAAUCGUUAUCCAUUUUCUGUGCUUGUGUAGAUCCCCGUUGGCAACACUAGGAAUUUUCCUUGAACUAGACCGGUUUCUUUUUCCAAAUGGAGGAUUUUUAUUUUUCUGGAAUGUGGACUUGAGAUUGAAUGACAGGCACAUUAGUUGUAGGAGUAAAGUAACAGAGUGGGAACGCGGAGAGUCCAAGAAAGUUGGAUGGAGGAGCUGACUCAAGAGUUGCCGGUGUGUAGUGUGAAAUUGUGGGCUUUGUAAUCGUUCUUGAAGACUUGGUCUUGGUCUGGGUACGUUGGUUGGCCCCCCAGCCUGGCCGUUUUGAGUGCCUGGCGAUCUGAUUCAGUUCCAUUUUGCUAAUUGGGUGGGGAGGGGCCAGACCCCAAAGUUGUUGUGUUCAUUUCAGCAGGAAUUAAAAUAAAGACUUCUUGAGUUAAAUGUAGCUGUCCAGGGCAUUCCUGUGUUCUCUGAGUAAUACCUACACAUACCAGUUAAAUCUGGAAAUUUUCAAGGGGCAUUUUUUUUACAAACAGCUUGAGAGACAUAAAUGUGGAAGUUUUAGGCAACACUUCGAAGGCACAUUUUUUUUACCACGGACAUCAACCCGGACAACAUAUAUGACAGCGUCUCAGAGACAAGAAGCAGUAAAGUAAAAACAUUGGACCACUUUUGCGUAUAUAUUUUUCACUUGGCAUUAUAGCUGCAUAAUAUGUGCUUUUGAGUAUAACAUCAAGCUUUAACCAAUAUUUAAAGAGAGAAAUUGAAAUCAAAUAAAAAGCUCAUUUUUAUAUUUGUUCUAGAUGUUUUAACUAGUUGAAAUGGCUUAUAUAAUAAAAUGUUGCUUGUAAUACAGUUUUGCCUGCUAAAAUCUCCACAUUUUGUAACUUGUCUAUUUCUUUGGAUGUGAAAGCGUUCUUGCUUAGUAUUGUGAUACUGUACAUGUUUUUGUCCCAGUUGUAUAGUAACGUUUCAGUCCAUUGACCAGCUUUGGCUGCUGAAAUCAUACAGCUGUGAAGACUUGGCCUUUGUUUCUGUUAGACGGCUUUCAGUUAUGUAUUAAAUAUCAUAAAAGUACCGUAGAAGAGAUGUAACUUCCUAUAAGGCUGUUUUGUAAGAUAUAUAUUAAGGACUGGAGGUGUGUUUUUAAAGAGAAGCAUUCAAGUAUGACAAUAUGCUAUCUGUGUUUUCACCAUGCAAAGUGCUGUUUGGUAGUUGAAACUUAAAAACUAUUUAAUAUCUCAUUUAAUAAAGUGACCAAAAUACAUCAA
Messenger RNA from Sphaerodactylus townsendi, 3724 nucleotides. RefSeq names its product transcriptional regulator ATRX-like. The annotation marks the transcript as partial. NCBI's taxonomy places the organism in Eukaryota, Metazoa, Chordata, Lepidosauria, Squamata, Sphaerodactylidae. Gene Ontology annotation, cellular component: nucleus. The transcript has 8 exons. The record is from RefSeq and is a predicted model, not a curated record. Gene Ontology annotation, molecular function: ATP hydrolysis activity.